Molecule: messenger RNA, 513 nt
Organism: Vombatus ursinus (common wombat)
Lineage: Eukaryota; Metazoa; Chordata; Mammalia; Diprotodontia; Vombatidae
Product: acidic proline-rich protein PRP25-like
Exons: 2
Coding region: 1-513 (170 amino acids)
Source: RefSeq, a predicted model, not a curated record
AUGGGAGGGUUGCAAGGUCGAAGAGCACCAGCAUCUGCAGCAGCAGCCAGCCUCACUGCAGGGGAUCUACAGCAAGGUUCCAAGCCUGGGGCAAUCUACCAGCCCCUCCCUCCUACAAACCAAAAGCCUCCUAGGCAAGCAAACAGUCUGUGCAAAGCAGCAAGGCCCCAUUCCAGUGACCCCAACCCCAGCACAAGCCACCAGGCAGGCCUUGACCCCAUUACUGACAGCGAAGUCCCACCUCAGGCUGGCCAACAGCAAGACACUGCCCCUGGGGUCUGCCAGCAGACAGACACUGCUUCUCAACCCAACAGCAGGGCCCCACUCCUGGGGCCCACCAGCAACAAAAGCCCUCCUCCAGGGCCAACUACCAGAAAGACUGUUGCAAUAGCAACCCAGCAGAAAUGCCCCACCCCUGGCGCAGGCCAGCAGCUAAACCCCACCCCCAGGGGAGGCCAACAGGGAGGCCCCACUCCCCAGUAUAAGCCAGAAAGGCAGUCUACCCUCCAGUGA